This is a messenger RNA of Mya arenaria, 1569 nucleotides long. Its product is annotated as leucine-rich repeat-containing protein 74A-like. NCBI's taxonomy places the organism in Eukaryota, Metazoa, Mollusca, Bivalvia, Myida, Myidae. Gene Ontology annotation, molecular function: protein binding. The record is from RefSeq and is a predicted model, not a curated record. Bases 1 to 1479 code for a protein of 492 amino acids. The transcript is spliced from 14 exons.
AUGGCGAUUCUGGAGGAGGAUACGAUACAGGAGGAAGACGAGGAGGAGGCGGAACAGGAGGCGCAGAAUGAACUGCAGGAGGACCUGAAACCGCAAGACAGUGGGGAUCUGCGUAUAGGGGCGGCGGCGGAGGAGAGGCUGCGACGACGGGCGCGCCAGGAGAAGGAUGAGGAGGAGGCCGACACCGACCUGGAACUCGAAGAGGAGAAAUCCGACUUUGACCCGACGGGCAAGACGACAUACCUGCACGUAUGUCGUGUGCUCGGGGUACUUCCGGUCUCCUACUUCCUUAAUCGCAUGACUGAGCAACACCUCUCUCUCGCGCACCAUGGAUUGGGCGCCCUCGGCAUGAAGGCACUCUCCUACCCUCUCAUGAAUAACACGUAUAUCAUUACGCUGGACCUGGAAGACAACUGGCUUGGUCCUGAAGGUGGAGAGGCGGCCUCUUGUAUGCUCAAAGAGAACUGCUACAUAACUGACAUAAACCUGUCUAACAACAAGCUGGGGUCUCGGGGUUGCGCGGCCAUCUUUCAAGUCCUCCAGUCUAACGUCUCCCUGAAGAGCCUCAACCUCGCAGGAAACGACUUCAAUGACAAUGAUGCUCGAAUUAUUGCGGAGACAUUUCUAGAGAACAGCACCCUUAAGUCCGUGAACCUGAGUCACAACGACUUUGGACAGACGGACACCACGGUGCUAGCUGAUGCUAUAUCGGAGAACGAAACUAUAGAACACUUGGACCUCAGCUGGAACCAUUUCCGGAGAAAAAGCGCUAAAAGUUUACUGGAUGGAAUAGCGACAAACAGCCGGUUGCGGUCGGUGAAUCUCGCGAUGAACGGACUCGAUAACGAGGCGACAUUCGGUAUCGCGGACAUCUUGCGUCAGUCCGGUUCCGUCACGCACGUCGACGUCUCUAACAACCGCAUCGGCGUCACCGGCGCGGCCAUUAUAGGGAAGGCACUAGAAGGGAACGACCUGCUCAAGUCGCUCAAGAUCGGAUACAACCCCCUGUGCGUGGAGGGGGUGAAGCUUGUGUUCCAUGGUGUCUGUCCCGAGGCCAGCUGUGUCGUAGAGCUAGAUUUCUCCGGUAUAGAGGUGGACAGAGAGUUCCGGGACCUAAAGGAGCAGCUGCAGAAAGCCCGCCCCAUUAUCGUGCUGCACGGGCCCGUCCUCAGCGACUACAUCAUCAAACCCAAGCGCAAACCACCAACCCAGCUGUUUGGGGUGCCCGUAGCCGAGCUGAGCCCUGACAGCGUGAUGGCCGCCAUGGUUGCUUUCUGCUCGGCCAACAAUGUGACCUUGUACGAGAAGCUCCUUAAACAGGACGUUAACGGCGACAAAACAGCGCACGUACAAGAAUUUGCCGCCGCUUUUGCCGCAGCAGGUCAACAGCUGUCUAACGGCCAAUGCGGGUUGCUAGAGGAGCUUCUGGGGCCGCACGCCAACGACGCCGGCUUCGUGGACUUCAGCUUUCUGAAGUAGACCAUUUCAUGUGUUCAUGCUCAACAAUAUGCGGAAAGGCAUUGGGACGGAUGUUUGUAUUUUGUUGUUCCUGUGGCGUCUUAUGUUUAU